Messenger RNA from Eremothecium sinecaudum, 2595 nucleotides. It is a transcript of the gene MPT5, whose product is annotated as Mpt5p. Gene Ontology annotation, cellular component: cytoplasm. The record is from RefSeq and is a predicted model, not a curated record. Lineage: Eukaryota; Fungi; Ascomycota; Saccharomycetes; Saccharomycetales; Saccharomycetaceae. The coding region runs from base 1 to 2595 and encodes 864 amino acids. The transcript is spliced from 2 exons. Gene Ontology annotation, molecular function: mRNA binding. Gene Ontology annotation, biological process: post-transcriptional regulation of gene expression.
AUGCAAAACCACCCAUACUACAUUGCUACGUCAACUACAGCUACACCGUUGGAUAACCAGUAUACUGCUAGCAUGCCAUAUAACCACCAGCCACAGUUGUCAAUGAAUUCGAUUCAAUCCCUAGUAGAGCCGAUAACUCCCCCCUUGGGACAAAUGAAUAACAAGAACAACCACCAAAGAACGACUUCUCUGGAUCUGUCAGGGUUUAACCAGUUUAUGGCGAGCAAUUCGCCCAUGAACGUAGGUGCAUUGUCUCCAAUGAGUGGAUGUAUCUCAGGUAUAGCUGCCAAUGGUGUCAAUUCCAAGCAGCGAAUUAUAUCUAUGCCAUUGAUUAGUGAGUUUGAUACAUCCUCAAUUGCUUCCGCUACGACCGCUAUACCAGCCAAUGAUCAAGGUUCUAUCAGAUCAUCAUCUGCUUUAGCUUCCAUGCGUACAGUGAGUGGUUCUACCAUUGGAUCGACGCCUAAUCAGGGAGCAAGUGCUUGUUCCUCAGCCGUAGCAGGGCGUUCAUCAUCUUCGGUAGUGUCUUCACCAGCAUCGGCUGGUGCUGAUGCGGGUUUAAGUAAUGGAGCCGGUAGCAGUAACACUGAUUUAAGUUCUGUACCACUUGAGGAAUUGGAAUAUUUGCAACUUGCUACUGAUCAGUACGGUUGUCGUUUUUUGCAGCGAAAAUUAGAGAACCCAGCAGAGUCUGCUCAAGUGAGAGAUCUAAUGUAUCAAAAAAUUAAACCUUAUUUGUUAAACCUGAUUUUAGAUCCCUUUGGUAAUUACUUGAUCCAGAAGCUUUGUGAAUACCUCACUACUGACCAAAAAACUUCUAUGAUCCAAGAUAUAUAUUCUCAUGUUUUCCAAAUAUCCAUUAAUCAAUAUGGUACAAGGUCAUUGCAGAAGAUUAUUGACACUGUUGAAACGGAGCAACACGUGAAUAUGAUUGUCAGAGGGUUUUCCCAAGAAUAUACAUCUGUAAGUCAAGUCGUCACUUUGAUAAAUGAUUUAAAUGGAAAUCACGUCAUUCAAAAAUGUAUCUUCAAGUUCCAACCAACAAAAUUUGACUUUAUAAUUGACGCCAUUAUCGAAAAGGACAAGAUUAUCAAAAUAUCUACUCAUAAACAUGGCUGUUGCGUGUUACAAAAAUUGUUAAGCGUCUGUACAUUACAUCAAAUUUUCAAGAUCUCUGUUAAAAUUAUUCAAUACUUACCAGGAUUGAUAAAUGAUCAAUUCGGAAACUAUAUUAUCCAGUUCCUCUUUGAUAUAAAGGAGCUUGAUUUUUACUUGCUGGGUGAAAUCUUUGGUAAGCUAUCACAUGAAUUGUGUCAACUCUCAUGUCUGAAGUUCUCGUCAAAUGUUGUUGAGAAAUUUAUCAAGAAGCUCUUCUUGAUUAUUACCGAUUCGAUCAAUUCUUCCUCUUCUUCGACAUCUGCACCUUCCUCUUCAUCCUUAAAGGAAUUGACUGGUACUAGUCCCAUGAUAUAUUCUCAUCAGACUGAUGACGUUGAAAAUAUUGCAAUGGGGAUUCUGCUUACAAUUACAGAUAUUUUUACUGCAAAUUUGAAUGUGUUGAUAAGAGAUAACUUUGGAAAUUAUGUUUUACAAACAUUACUUGAUAUCAAAAAUUACUCACAGUUGUUAGAAAUUGCGGGCAAUAAUUAUAUUCAUUCCUCUCCAAAAUUGACCAAGUUCAGUCAUGAAUUUACUCUUAAGGUGGGGAAUUUGAUUGUGUUGACUAAAGAGUUGUUACCCAGCAUUAAAACCACUUCAUAUGCUAAAAAGAUCAAAUUGAAGGUUAAGGCUUAUGCGGAGUUGACAGGUGUUGCAUUUAGUGAUCUUUCUCCAAAGAAAGGGCAACCAAAUCUUUCUUAUAACGGGAAUGCUUCUAAUGGUUCUAGCAAUGAUUCUCAUAACCACCGGAAACAACAUGCACGGCGUUUCUCCUUACCAGCCAAUUCAUUUCGCCAUCAAAGAGCUGGGAGCAAUGGUUCUGUUUCAAAUCUUUACUCUCAUGCUUCACAUGCACAAAAUCAGGGCCACCAUGCAACCACUAAUAACUUUUCUCAAAACGGGAACAUAAUGUCUCCAUUACCUCAACUUCGUCAACAGCAGCAACAGCAAAAUUCGCACUAUGUGUCUCAACAUACAGCAUUUAGUAAAUCACAAAAUAUGCGUUUUGUUCCAGCACAUAAAUCUCUCAACCACCAAUUGCAUUAUCAACAUCAACAUCAACAACAACAACAACAUCAACAACAACAACAACAACAACAACAACAGCAGGUUCAUCAAGAAUAUCUUCUAAACCAUUUUACGAACGCUACUUCAGCAUAUUCCAAUAGUUUAAAUACUGCCGCUGUUGACCAGUUCUCAUGCAAUGAACAGGAAAACCAUUGGUUUCAACAUCAGCAGUCUUCGUCCCACAUUCCACAUUUUUCUCAUACCACUCAUGAAACUGGCAUGUAUAUGCGCCACUCAUCUGUUCCAGGUUCUGGAAGUUUGUUAACUACUAUUGGCGAUACAUCUGUUCCCCAGCAACAAUUGGUAUCCAUGACAGAUUCCACGGCGCGAGAAUACCAUUUGAAAUUAGGGAUGGGAUUCCACCGUUGA